CUUGAAGAUUAAUGCUGUAUACUCGAGUGUUUGUGACAUGCUUGUGCUAAUAAUGUGGGUGUUUUGAUUAAAUAAUUGAUUAAAAACUAUUUGACAUGGAGAAUUUCGUCUUCAUUGAGGAUCCACACAAUAUUGGAGGAACCUUCUGUGUGGUAUCGAAGAGGUUUCGAAAAAACUAUAUCCAUCGAUUCACCGCUACGAGUUCUUUCUUCUACUUUAGUCCGUUUAAUCCCAUCAGAAAAACGUGUAUAUAUCUCUGCACCAAUCAGUACUUCGAUUAUUUGGUUAUGGCUACAAUUUUGCUCAACUGCGUCUUCCUUGCCAUGGCCGAAACAAUUGAAGAAGCCGAGUAUAUUUUUUUAGCAAUUUAUACCCUCGAAAUGAUAAUAAAAGCUAUCGCAAAAGGUUUUAUAUUAAACAAAUACACAUAUCUGAGAAAUCCGUGGAAUUGGCUGGAUUUCAUCGUAAUUACCAGCGGAUAUGCUACAAUCGGCAUGGAGGUGGGGAACCUUGCUGGGCUCAGAACAUUUCGAGUUCUCAGGGCCUUGAAAACAAUAUCAAUCUUACCGGGCCUCAAAACCAUCAUCAAUGCGCUCUUGCACUCUUUCAAGCAGUUAGCGGAGGUCAUGACCCUCACGAUCUUUUGUUUGAUGGUAUUUGCACUAUUUGCCUUGCAAGUGUAUAAGGGAGAGCUCCGCAACAAAUGUGUGCUCAAAAUGGAUGAUCACAACGCUUCCUACGAAGUCUGGUUCAACUGGACACAAGACCCUUCGAAUUGGCUGCUGCGCAAUUCGACAGGAGAACCGUAUCUUUGCGGCAACGUCACCGGAUCUCGGCACUGUCCUCCGACGCACACAUGCCUUUGCACUGGCGGAAAUCCGAACCACGGUUACACUAGCUUCGACAAUUUCCUGUGGUCGAUGCUAACAACGUUUCAGCUCAUUACCCUCGACUACUGGGAAAACGUUUACAAUAUGGUGUUAUCAGCUUGUGGACCGAUCAGUGUUUCAUUUUUUACAGUUGUAGUGUUUUUCGGAUCAUUCUACCUUAUCAAUCUAAUGUUGGCUGUGGUAGCUCUUAGUUACGAGGAAGAAGCAGAAAUAACGCAAGAGGAGCGAAAAAAAGAACUUGUAGACCAUCGUGAGGACUCAACGUUCAGUUUCGAUCCCUCGACGUUAAAUGUCAAGAAGUUGUCGAAGCAAAAAAUCAAGAAAAUCGACGCUAGAAAGGGCGUAUUGUUAUCGUCUUACACAAGAAAAAAGACGAGACGUAGAAAAAGGAAUAGGAGUUCGACGAACACCACCAAAACAGGCGCAACAGAAAACAACGGCAAUAAACAAGAGACCAAAGACUCUAAUUUUAAGUUGUCUCCAAAGAAAAGCAGUCGAAGAUCUGUUACACCAAGCCGUAGUCCUAGUCCGAGACAUAGUCAGCAUAGUCAACAGAGUCAAGAGUCACCUAGACCUCAAGCGUUGCCUAUACCACAUCCUCUUCCAAAACACGUACAACUCAAUGAUCCUAAACGAUCAGAUACGCUACAUCCACAUAACACAUUGGGUCCAAAUCCUAACAGAUUAGGUCUACAAAGUAGACAGGCAAGUAGUAAUAGUGGAGAAGGUAAUAAUAGGGAAUCUUCGUUAGACGAUUCUGGAGUUGUCGAUGACCAUGAGCCUGAGGGUGAUGCUACAUCGGAAGAGGUUACUUCCCAUUUAACACCUAGUAGUAGGAGAAUCGAGGUGACACCUGUUACUGUUGCUGUAAGCCCCAAAGAAAUAAAGGUCAUCAAAUGCAACGGGGUUGGGAGCUGUAAGAAAAAAGAAAUGUAUACCCUUCAGCCUGAUUACCUAUCACAUAUCGUUGUUAUUAAUCAACAAAUACCAGACAGGAACUGCUCUGGAUGCGAGUCGUGUUGUAUGGACUACGAAGGAUGGUUGCAGUUCCAACAAGGAUUAUAUCAGAUCGUCAAGGAUCCUUUGUUUGAACUUGCCAUAACAGUCUGCAUUGUCCUAAAUACGAUGUUUCUCGCUAUGGAACAUCAUGGGAUGAGCGAAUCGGUACUGAAAGCACUAGAUAUAGGCAAUAAGGUUUUUACUUCCAUAUUCACCUUCGAGUGUUGCCUCAAGAUAAUGGCGUUAAGUAAGGACUUUUUUCACUGUGGCUGGAAUAUUUUUGAUCUUAUCAUCGUAUCUGCUAGUCUGCUUGAUCUUAUAUUCGAAUUAGUUGAUGGGCUUUCGGUUCUUAGAGGUCUUCGUUUGUUGCGGGUGUUAAAAUUAGCACAGUCUUGGAUAACUAUGAAAGUGCUUCUAAGUAUAAUUAUAAGUACUAUAGGAGCUUUAGGAAACUUGACUCUAGUUUUAGCCAUCGUAAUUUACAUAUUCGCCGUCAUCGGAAUGCAGCUAUUUGCCAAAGACUACACAGAGGAGAAGUUUUUUCCCGACCCCGUUCCAAGGUGGAACUUCACUGACUUUUUUCAUUCGUUUAUGAUGAUUUUUCGCAUCCUUUGUGGAGAAUGGAUCGAACCUUUGUGGGACUGUAUGAGAGCAGAACGAGCUGAGGGUUCUGGAACUUGCCUCGCAGUAUUUCUUCCUACGCUGGUCAUGGGAAACUUUAUGGUGCUAAACUUGUUCUUGGCUUUGCUGCUCAACAGCUUCAACUCAGAAGAACUUAAAACAAGGAAAGAGGAAGUCGGCGACGAGUCCAAGUUAACUCAGAGCUUUCAGCGGAUCAGAGACCUUGUAAGGAAAAGGCGGAUGGCAGAACAGAGGGAAAACGAAAACAACUCCAGGUUGGAACAGAUCGUUAGGGAAGUUAUGCAAAGGCACGCCGAAGAGGAAGCAUUAAGAGCAGCUGAGAAAGCUUCAAACCCAGCCCAGCAAACGAUCGUCGGAUUCCCGAGAGACAAGCGAAGUUAUCAAGAAGCGAUGAAUAGACCCAUUUCCAUAAUAAGCUACGAUCCACCGGAAUAUCAGGAAAAGGAUCCAGACGGCGACAGGAGCAACAGAACUUCAAAGCUAUAUACCAGUGUAACAUCAGAAGAAGGCAGCACACCAGGAAGCACAAAAAAGAGAAGGCGAGAUCCUAAGCUUUUGCAAAAUAUGUCUUCAGGAUUGGGAACAACAAAUAGUAGUAAAGAAGAAACCAGUCUCAUAAAUCCAUGUAGCAACAACCAAUGCACUUCGGUCGACUCAGAAAGCGAAGCCAAUCGAACUCCUAAACAAAAAUCCUCGGAUAAUCCAUUAGAUGGUGGCGAUAAGCCCUGGCAAACUUUAGUGUCCUACGUAGACGAUUUAACUGUGGGUGGUAGGAGGAACUCCAAAGGAGAAUAUGUCGAUGGUAUGGGCAAUUUUCCGGGGUUUGGGAAAAAGAAACCGCCAAGAGUGCCCCCAGAUUGUUUCCCAACUAAUUUUUACGAAAAGUGUGUAUGUUUGAACAAAUGCGCCAAUUCGAAAAUUGGCAAAAAAUGGACGAGUCUUAGACAAUACGUGUUAAGCAUUGUGGACACUGCAGCAUUCGAAUGGUUUAUUUUAGUGUUAAUUUUCGCCUCCAGUGUUACACUUUGCUUUGAAGAUAUCCAUUUAGAUGAAAAUCCAGACUUAAAAAGCGUUUUAUAUUGGACAAACCUUGCGUUUUCCGUUAUUUUUAUUAUCGAAAUGUUCCUUAAAUGGAUUGCCUUGGGUUUCCAUAAGUAUUUUACUAGCUUUUGGACGUUGUUAGAUUUUUUAAUAGUUUUUGUAUCGUUAUUUAGCUUAUUAAUUGAAGAAAACGAAAAUUUAAAAGUACUUCGAUCAUUACGAACAUUAAGAGCAUUAAGACCUUUAAGAGCCAUUAGUAGAUGGCAAGGAAUGAGGAUCGUUGUAAAUGCCUUAAUGUAUGCCAUUCCGAGUAUCUUUAAUGUAUUGUUGGUCUGUUUAGUAUUUUGGUUGAUUUUUUCUAUAAUGGGUGUACAGUUUUUCAGUGGAAAAUUUUAUAAAUGUGUUGACGAGGAAGGAGAACGAUUGGACGUAACGAUUGUUAAUACAAAAUGGGAUUGUCUAACACAAAAUUUUACAUGGAUCAAUUCCAAAAUAUCCUUCGAUCAUGUUGGGAUAGCUUACUUGGCUUUAUUUCAAGUGGCUACAUUCGAAGGAUGGAUGGAAGUGAUGGCGGAUGCAGUAGAUGCCCGAGGAGUUGAUCUUCAGCCCCAACGUGAAGCCAAUCUAUACUCCUACAUUUAUUUUGUAAUUUUUAUUGUAUGUGGAUCGUUUUUUACACUUAACUUAUUUAUAGGAGUUAUUAUCGACAAUUUUAAUAUGCUCAAGAAAAAGUACGAAGGCGGUGUCCUGGAAAUGUUUCUCACAGAAAGUCAAAAGCAUUACUACACGGCCAUGAAGAAAUUAGGACGAAAAAAGCCGCAAAAAGUAAUAAAACGGCCAAUGAACCAGUGCUUGGCCAUGUUUUACGAUUUAUCUAAUUCUCGCCGGUUCGAGAUAGCAAUAUUUGUGUUAAUUUUUUUAAAUAUGCUUAGUAUGGGCAUUGAACAUUAUGGUCAGCCGCAUGCUGUGUUCUUUGUUUUAGAAGUUAGCAAUGCGUUUUUUACAACAGUUUUUGGAUUGGAAGCAAUUGUGAAAAUAAUAGGUUUAAGGUACCACUACUUUACCGUUCCAUGGAAUGUUUUCGAUUUUUUAUUAGUUCUGGCUUCCAUUCUUGGCAUUCUCAUGGAAGAUAUAAUGAUAGACUUCCCCGUCUCUCCAACUCUUCUUAGGGUAGUUAGAGUUUUUAGGAUAGGAAGAAUUUUACGAUUGAUUAAAGCUGCCAAAGGUAUAAGAAAGCUCCUCUUCGCUCUGAUAGUAUCCCUUCCCGCCUUGUUUAACAUAGGAGCUCUUCUUGCUCUUAUUACUUUUAUUUACGCCAUCAUCGGCAUGUUUCUUUUCGGCCAUGUACGCCAGCAGGGAGCGCUGGAUGAUAUGGUAAACUUCGAAACGUUUGGAAGAUCCAUGCAUCUGCUUUUUAGGCUGAUUACUUCAGCAGGGUGGAAUGAUGUAUUAGAAUCAUUAAUGAUCGAGUAUCCAGACUGUGAUCCACAUUUUAGAAAUCAGAGUAAUGGUGAUUGUGGUUAUCCACUACUAGCAAUAAUAUAUUUUACUAGUUUUAUUAUUAUAAAUUAUAUGAUAGUUAUUAACAUGUACAUUGCAAUUAUUCUUGAGAACUUUAACCAAGCUCAUCAGGAGGAAGAAAUCGGUAUCGUAGAAGACGAUCUGGAGAUGUUCUACAUUAGAUGGAGCAAAUACGAUCCUCACGCUACGCAGUUUAUACGCUUCUCCCAGCUGUCAGACUUCAUAGCGUCCUUGGACCCUCCGUUGGGCAUAUCAAAGCCGAAUACGGUGGCCUUAGUAAGUUUUAACUUACCGAUCGCAAAGGGCAAUAAAAUUCAUUGCCUGGAUAUUUUACACUCACUCGUGAAACACGUACUGGGACACGUCGAAGAGACUGAAAACUUCCGACAGUUGCAAGAGCAGAUGAGUAUCAAAUUCAAGAAGCAAUUCCCAACUAGAAAGGAACUUGAAAUCGUUUCGUCUACCAGGAUAUGGAAGAGGCAGGAUAAAGCGGCGAGGCUUAUACAGAAAACCUAUAAAGACUAUCAAAAGCGUAAAAAAGAACGAGAACGAGAACUGGAAGAUGAAACAACGCAAACAUCAUCACCGGGUACCGGUUGGCAAGGGCGCUUAUCGGCCUUUUUGCAUGUGCAUCGAGGGAGUCGCGCCUCCUCUCGCAAGUCCUCUAGGGCGUCCGACGCUAGUGAUCUCAGCGAGCUUGGCGGCCCUUGGCUGAAUUUACCGUUGCUGUUGCUCUCCAGCGCCACCAACAUGUCCCCCGAGGAGUUGGAUUUGACGCGCGACGCCGCCGAUGUUAGCAUCAAGGUUAGCGAAGCUACGCCAGAAUCCGGUACAACCCCAAUAACCCCCAUGCCCUUAUCACAGCCUCGUCGUAGAAGCAUAUACAGUUUUCCAUUCUUUCUGCGUCAUCAAGAUGCCGUAGAAAAGCCUGACGAAAAAACUUCUCCCCUUCUAGGUCAUAAAGAAUUAAAAGCCUCCCAAACGCUUCAUCCUGUUGCUGCCGAAGAACCGAAACCAAAAAGAGGUAGCGUGAUUCGCAGAAAAAGGGCUGGUUCGGUGAAAUCUCGACCGACCUCUAUGACUGGUGGAUGCCAGAGAACUCAGUCCGAAAAGUGUACGAGUUUCAGCACGGAUGUAAGUAUCCUGGUGACGGAAGCCUCCCCGGAAAGCCACCUAAUAAGACCACCCCUAAAUAGACAGAAUAGUGAGUCAACAGUAGUACAAGUAUUGGUGCAUAGAGAAAGUGAAGAAUACAAUAAUGACGAUGAAGCAGACAGUUGCUGUCCCAUGAUAGCAGAAGACACCAAUCCAUCUGAGAACGAGAACGAACUGACUGAUAUAGUUGUAGACUUAAACGAUGAAGAAUCGUGCAGCUGAUCUUUGCUGAACGAACACGAGAGGUCGGAAAAUUAAUAGUUGAAAAUAAAUUAUCUUAAAUUUGAUAAAGCAACUUGAUACUCAUGUAUACUGCCAAGCAUAAGUUAGGGGUAUUGAAAAUUAUACUCAUUUUCAUAGUUGCUUUUUUGGUGAACAGAUUAACGGAUUCCGCUAACUUUUUUUAUUAUUUUAGAUUUUUCUUUAGUAUUUACAGUUUACUCAAAAUUCUUUUUUGUACUUAUACCGGGUGGAAGAAAAGAAAUGUUUUCUUAUGUUAAGUUUGAGACACCCUGUAGGGACGAUGAAGUACAAAUGUGAGUAUACGUCGGAAUCGUAUUGUAGUCUUAUGUUUUGUGAACAUUUUGUUUUUUGAAUGUCGCUGAUAUUAGUCUAGGCGCCAAAUAGAGGUCACCGUGUCCUUUUCAAUUCUGAUGGACAAACUCAACGGUUUCUUAUGGAUUUUUGGCUGCUGAUUACGAAUUUCGAGGGUGGAUUUCGAUCCGAGUGGUCAAAAAAUUAUUAUAAACAAUUUAAUUGUUUAUAAGGCUCUG
Molecule: messenger RNA, 7021 nt
Organism: Diabrotica virgifera virgifera (western corn rootworm)
Lineage: Eukaryota; Metazoa; Arthropoda; Insecta; Coleoptera; Chrysomelidae
Product: sodium channel protein 60E-like
Exons: 31
Coding region: 96-6470 (2124 amino acids)
Biological process (GO): neuronal action potential; sodium ion transmembrane transport; membrane depolarization during action potential
Cellular component (GO): plasma membrane; voltage-gated sodium channel complex
Molecular function (GO): protein binding; voltage-gated sodium channel activity
Source: RefSeq, a predicted model, not a curated record